Messenger RNA from Wallemia ichthyophaga EXF-994, 1293 nucleotides. Its product is annotated as Tyrosine--tRNA ligase 1. The transcript has 6 exons. NCBI's taxonomy places the organism in Eukaryota, Fungi, Basidiomycota, Wallemiomycetes, Wallemiales, Wallemiaceae. Gene Ontology annotation, biological process: tyrosyl-tRNA aminoacylation. The record is from RefSeq and is a predicted model, not a curated record. Gene Ontology annotation, molecular function: RNA binding; tyrosine-tRNA ligase activity; ATP binding. Gene Ontology annotation, cellular component: cytosol; mitochondrion. Bases 1 to 1293 code for a protein of 430 amino acids.
AUGCUGGAUAGGGGGUUUGUGAAGGAUGUUACGAGCGAUCUUCUGGGCAGGCAUCUCGAGAGCAGCAGAACAAUUUAUAGCGGCCUGGAUCCUACCGCUGAGUCACUGCAUGUCGGACAUCUACUGCCUCUGCUCGCCUGCUUGCAUCUUCAUCUAGCAGGACAUAGAGUGAUUCCACUCAUCGGCGGUGCGACUGGCUCAAUAGGAGAUCCGUCAGGAAGAUCAACAGAACGUUCACUGAUUAAGGCAGAGACUCUCGAUAAGAACAUAGCAACCUUAACAAAACAAUUGGGCGUUUUCUACGAGCGAGGUAGAGAAUACGCGCGACAUCACGCCCUUUAUGACUCUACAAUCGGGGAAAUAAGUGUCUUAGACAAUAAGGAAUGGUUAGCGAAGCUCUCUUUACUAGAGUUCCUGUCGACUACCGGAAAAUUAAGCAACAUUGGACCUAUGCUGGCUAGAGAUUCAGUGAAAAAUCGCUUGGCCAAAGGUAUCUCGUACACCGAAUUCACUUAUCAGCUACUCCAAGCUAGAGACUUUGAGCAUCUCUUCACCAGCCACGAAUGUACAGUGCAGAUUGGUGGUAGCGAUCAAUGGGGGAACAUAACCGCUGGCGUUGAAUUGAUCAGGCGCGUCACCUCAGAUGAAACUACUCAAGAUAAGGCUUUUGGAUUAACAUUACCGCUUCUUACAACAAGCAGUGGUGAUAAAUUUGGUAAAAGCGCUGGAAAUGCUAUUUGGUUAAACUCCUCCCUCACUUCUGUCUUUGACUUCUAUCAAUUUUGGCUCAAGACACCUGAUGCGGAUGUGGAGAGGUUCCUCAGGCUGCUCACUCUUGCUCCGUUGAGUGAUAUUGAGCAACUCAUGGAGCAGCAUAAAGUUGUACCUGAACAAAGAUCUGCUCAGCGGCGGCUUGCUGAAGAAGUAACCACUUUGAUUCACGGGAGAAGUGGACUGGAAAUUGCACGCAUAGCCACGGGUGUUCUGUUCGGAAAAGACUUGUAUGCACUCAAGACACAUCAGGUCGUAGCUGCAUUCGAAAAUGAUUCUCGACUAGUAAGGAAAUUACGCAGUGAUGUAGUAGGCCAGCGUCUGACACGAGUGUCAACAUUUGGUCGGACUGUAAAAUCGACAUCACAAGCCAAAACACUCGUUGCUUCAGGAGGAGUAUACGUCAAUGGUGAAAGGAUGACAGAUGUCAACAGAACACUGACGGAGGAAGAUAUCAUAGACAAUCACCUGAUCUUCAUCAGAACUGGCAAAUCAUCGCAUUUGAUUAUACACUUAGACUAA